AUGGGUUCAACUGGAGAAGGAAUUUAUUUUCAGAAGCCUAUACUAUGCUUGCCAUUUCACUCCGAUCAAUUUUUCAACGCAAUCGCAAUUGAUCAAUCGGGCGUCGGACAAUCGUUAUUUAAACUACCAUCUGUUUUACAAUCAUUUCUGAAUCCGACUGAUUUUCAUGAUUAUACAUUUUCAGCCAACGACGUAACAACGAAACUGUUAACAAUGUGGAGGAAUAGUACGUUCGAGAACGCAGUUCGAAUCAUGUCAGCUGAAAUGAAACAUGCUGGUGGUGUGAAACGAGCUGUGAAAGAAAUUGAAUUCUUAGUCAAAUUAAAUGGUGAUUUAGAUCGCUAUAUGCCAUUUCAGAGUACACUACCAUUCUAUCAGCAGUUUAUGGUUGACUUAGUGAUUGUUUACAUUGUUAUACCUGGAGCAAUCAUUUUUUAUGUAUUUGUUAAAUGUUGCAAACAAAAUCGAAAGAAAAAAGUCGAUUGA
This is a messenger RNA of Didymodactylos carnosus, 486 nucleotides long. NCBI's taxonomy places the organism in Eukaryota, Metazoa, Rotifera, Eurotatoria, Philodinida, Philodinidae. The record is from the annotation of a GenBank genome assembly.